This is a messenger RNA of Drosophila mauritiana, 458 nucleotides long. RefSeq lists its product as uncharacterized. The record is from RefSeq and is a predicted model, not a curated record. The coding region runs from base 3 to 458 and encodes 151 amino acids. NCBI's taxonomy places the organism in Eukaryota, Metazoa, Arthropoda, Insecta, Diptera, Drosophilidae. The transcript is spliced from 2 exons.
ACAUGAGGGCCACACGAGUUCUGCUGAUUUUCCAACUGCUGGCUUGCCUAAUGGCCGUAAUAUCGGCCUGCAACCAGGGCUCCUGCCAUCCGUUCAUUGGCCUGAACAAGUGCAAUGGUAAUGGCUAUAAGGAGCCCAAACUUCCUCCUCGGGAUAACGCCUGCUGCGGUCCCCAUUGCGUCUACCAAGGUCCAGGUGGUGAAAAUCCCGGUCGAUGCGACUGCAAACCCGUGAAUCGUUGCAUCCUGGACACGCAUUGUGGCAAAGGCGUGGCCUUCUACUUCGUAUGCAAGUCAGAUUGUGAAAUGAGAAAGGAAAAUGAAGCUCGCCUGGCAGCUGGAUAUGCCCGUCUUCUUUCAUUUCCGUGGGGCAAGCAGAAAUGCGAGGGCAUGAACUACAAAUGCGGCAUCAAUUGUUGCUGUCGUGAAGAUUGUCCUAAACGGUUUUGUAAAUUUUAA